Molecule: messenger RNA, 1095 nt
Organism: Echinostoma caproni
Lineage: Eukaryota; Metazoa; Platyhelminthes; Trematoda; Plagiorchiida; Echinostomatidae
Source: the annotation of a GenBank genome assembly
AUGGAUCUCGAGGUCAAUGGAGUCCGUUGUCGUGCUCUGAUUGACACCGGGAGCUUGAAGAUAAUGCGCAAGAUCGGUAAAGGUGCAUCUGAGGUCUGUCGACCACUCAAACAACUGGACGAAGAUGGCAAUCUGGUGUUGUCUGAUUAUGAAAUUGUUGGAUCACUGGAGAAUGAAUCGCGUGACUUGCUGUUAGCGUUUCUUCCAUCUGCUAACGAAACUACUGAACUCUAUCGCUUUCCGUUCGUUCGGCUUACCGUGCGAAAAGUAACCGAUGUUCCAGUCGACGGGCAUUCGACAUCGGUAUGCGAAUCAGAGGAACCUACAUUAAAAUCUAUUUCUGAUCGUUUGGAUCAACUCACUUCCACUGUGGCUUCUUUGGCGGAUUCUGCUACUCCCAAUCGGCGUUCUUCUCGUGCUACCACGGUCCGUAAAAGUUUCACUAAUGGACAUUCCACACCGCCUAUCAAGUUAUCGUCACCCGAGGAUAAGAAGCCUUCUGUCUCCUCAGCGAAAUCCAAGGGCAGAAGUCCAAAUCCUAUUAUUGCUAAAGCAUCCGCAACGUUACCGCAUACUCAUCUUUCAGAUUCCAGUCACUCACUAUUCACAGACCGCCUAAAUGAUACCAUUGAUGAUGUCCUAUCUUGUAUUCGGCGUGGGAAAGACGGGCGGCUGUUCGAUGGUAUAAAAGCAAAACUGUUUGCCAACCUGGACGCGUUACCUCCGCCAUCAGCACAAAUCGUGGAGAGCACUGCCGAGGUGAUCAGUCAUGCAAAAUCGCCCAGUAAGAUAAACCCCAGAAAGCGAACUGUGUCGUCCGACUUUUUAGAUCAGCCAUGUGAAAUAGCUGCUCCAUCGCCGACAAAAAUGCGGUUCACUCCCAUUACACAUCACGCUUCCAUCAGUCAAAAUGAUCGACUCAAUUCUAAUAAUCCGACGGUGGUACACAUCCGCAGUGAGGAAGAUGAGCUCAAUGAUCUCCUGGAAUCCCUUGCUAGAAAAGAAGCUGCAAAGGACGCGCGACAGGAGGUCAAAAAUAAAAUAGCCUGGACUAAACGCCAUCAGCAGAAAUCUAGUCAAAAUGAGGUUUCUUGA